Messenger RNA from Caenorhabditis angaria, 10781 nucleotides. NCBI's taxonomy places the organism in Eukaryota, Metazoa, Nematoda, Chromadorea, Rhabditida, Rhabditidae. The record is from the annotation of a GenBank genome assembly.
AUGGCCAAGCCAACAAACGUUCUUGUUUUUAUAAUAAUUUGUGCGGUUGGACCGUCUCUGUGCCGAAAAAGCUUCUUGGAAGGCGAUUGCUAUGAUGGAGUCAGCCAGUUUUGUGGGGAAAAUGGCAAAUGUAUGAAGGGACCAUACAGUCCAAUCACAUUGAAAAGGAUGCAUUGGUGCAGGUAAAUUUAAAUAAUCGAAAUGAGAAAACUAUCCAUUUUGGACUGAAAAUUAUCGAUCGACAAUAUUUUGAUUAAAAUGAGAUUUCCAAGAAAUUCAACUUUAGAGCUACGAUAAGUUCAGAGCAGCUUUGAAACCCUGUAAAGAUUCGUAGCGUCAUACUUCAUAUUUCUAUGUGCAAUGUUUUCGAGUCUUAUUAAUAGGAAAUUGGUUUUUCUAGAGCUAAAUUAUGUUCAGCCGAACUUAGUGUUCUAAAACAUUCCACCCAAAAACACCUGGAUUUUUUAACAACCUUGAAUGAAUUUUCUCACCAAAAAGUUGGCUAAAACCUUCGCGCAGCUGGUCUUAUCUUUUCUUCUUUUUUUGACAAUUCCAGGUGUUGCACAAUAAGUUCGGCAUUAUUUAUGACCAUAAAAGGAAUAAUAAAAAAGUGCUUAUCUUAUCACUAAUUACUAAUGAAAUAAAACCAAUGUUGGUUUUAUGGCGCGUGCCAGCGAAUAAUAGGAAGAUUUUUUGAAGUAAAUGUGUUUCCCAGUCAUUUUUCACAAGGCUCUCGCCUCUUCGUUUCCCGAUUAAUUAACCCUUUUCUCAUGCAAGGGAAAAAAGCGGUCUCAUUAAAUCUCAUCACUAUUCUGACCACACACGACGAAAUCGGUAGUUUAUUGCCCAUUUUUUUGAGAAAAAACGGCUGGGAAUGGAUGAGAGAAAAAAACUUGUUUGGGGGGAAAUUGGAAAUUUUUGAGGAAGUUCCAAAGUUUUGGGAUUUUUAUUGAAAAAGUGAUGAUUAUAAAUAUGUUCAAUAAUUAAAAAGUUCAGAAUAAUUUCAAAUUCUCAAAGUUUCUUUCGAAUCUAUUCCAAUUUCUCCGACCAAAAAGUCACGAAAAUCUUCCAUUUUCACACAAUAAAUCACCCAAAGAAGGUAUGACAUCAAUUUUUUCCAAAAAAUAUUUACAACCUUGUAAAAAUUAGCGGUGCUUCUUUUUUCUAUGAAUCAUCAUUUCUUUGACUUUUUCUUAUCAAAAAGAAAAAUUGCCGCCAAACAAAAAAAAAACAAAUGUUCUAAUCCAGUUUUCCCAAAAUCCAAAACUAUUGUUCGUUCGGUAUUUUCGGGUCCCAUGGGUGGAUUAGUGACAAAAAUGAUGAAACAUGUGAUGAUUCUUGCAGGUGCGAUGAUGGAUUUGGCGGAGAGAGCUGCGAAAAAGUUUGCGAUGCUCAAUGUGGAGCGAAUCAGAAAUGCGUUUUUGAUGGUGUCACCGGAUUGGCGAAAUGUGUCUGCAAAGGUAUUUUUUGAUUUAUACAUUCGAUUUUAUUUUAUUAGAAAACCACAUGUUUUUGGCGCAUUUUUUCGUGGUGCCAUGUGGUCAAAAAAUGACCAUUUUGUUGUAGGCCCCCGGGGGAUUAGUUUUACUAGAAACGCACUUUUUUGUGACAUUUUUAUGAUUGAAGAGAUGUUUUUUUGGGAAUGUGGAAGAGACAUUUGUGUGGAAUUUUUGGAGGGAAAUUUUGAUCAGAAAUUGGUUUUGUACUGAAAAUUUACCCUGAAACCUUCUCGAGAAUCUAAAAAAAAACUAACGAAGAUUUACUUUUUACAUAUGAACAUCUAGUCUCAUAUUCUUCGAAGAUUCAAUUAAAUAAUUUAAAAUUUCCAUCUGUCAUUUACUAAUCAUCAAAAAAUUCCCUUGUAAAAACAAACAAUUCAUCGAUCAUUUCCCCUUUUAUCUUUCAACCAUUUCACCGACACAGAAAUCUUGUAGUUUUUCAAAUUUUUGUGUGUCGUCUUGGCGCCGACAAAACUUUUGACCUGUGUGGUGUUGACAAAUUGGCGACACGAAAAAAGAGACGAAAAAGAUUAAUUGAGACACCUCAAAUUUAUUAUUUUUCCUUUUUUUCUGCUGUUGAAGGCGCCGUAAAGGUGAAGAAAAGAGAGAAAUAAUGACUAUUAACAGGCCGUGGGAAUUUGGAGUACUGUAACUUUUUUCUAGUUUUUUUUCGCAAGGGAAAGACAUUUCUUGGUUUUAUUUCGUUGUAAAAAAAUUUCGAAAAAAAACCAAGUUUUUCGGAAGAAGUGCACACAUGUUAUGUUUUCAAUAUAUUAUUUGACAUUCUCACAUCAUUCAUCGUUUUUUCUGCUGUCGAAUGAAAUCAAACAAGCAUAUGCUACAGUAGGAAAUGGGAAAUUAUGAUUUUUGAAUUUAGGGGAACUUUGACCAGAAAAUCUUGAAAAUUAACUCGAAAUCUAGAUUUUUAUCGAACUAUGUGGCACUUUUUGGUUUACAACCGAUUUUUGAGUCGAUUUUUCCACGUGGAUUUUUGCCUAAAACAUUCACUUUCCCAUCACCAAAAUUAUUUUCAUUUUUGCAUUUUCCCACGCAUUUCUCGUUUUCUUUCAAUUUUGGGCAGGUGUUCCUUUUUUGUCUCUUCUUUUUUCCUAUUCUUCCAUCUUUUUCAAUCAAAAACAGAACAAAAAAGUAGCAACAGAUUGAAAAUGAGGGUGGAAGGACAGAGAGACGUAAUAUUUUGUUUUGUGAUUCACACGGGCACUGUGGGGGGUGUCUGUUUUUGGGAAAGUUUGAGUGACAAGAGACGGGGAGAAUGAGGAAAAUAUUGCGUAAUUAUUGGGGAAAUUUAAGGUUGGAUUAUAGGAAAACUGUUACCUUUGAUCUAAAAUUUGGGAAUUUUUGGAAAUUCUGACUUUGAAAAUCCAACACUCAAAAUUUAUUGAUUUUUUUCCAGAUUGCGACAAAUUCGGCAAUGAGAUUUUCCUGUGCGAAAGUGGAUGGGGAGGUCAGUUUUUCUUAUUUUCGAAAAAUUUGUCUCCAAAUCUAGAAAAUUUUACAAGGUGUUAUUGCACAAUAUCCUACGCCAAUUGUUACCUAAUAAUUCUACCGUAGUAUUACACUAAACAAACAAUAGAGCGCUCUCUAAUUAUCUCGAAAUUGCGUGAAAUGACAAACUUUGUUGAUAGGGGUCAAGUGGAUUUGGAUAAAGUUGUUUUAAAUAUGGGUUCUAGAUGAAAAAUUGGAGUUUUUGCAAAAUUUACUGAAAGUUUGAGUUUUUCUCAACUUUUCUCAUUACAAAAUCAAAAAUUUUCAAAUUCCCACAACCACCCUUCAAAAAACACCUCACUCACACCAAAAACUCAAUUGGGUGUGAAAACAAACAAUCUCAUCAUCAUUAUUUCCGGUUGUGGUGUGAAUUGGUGUCAAAUCACCAAUUCUGUGUGUUUUUGGGGUGUUUGUUGUGUUGGUGUAAAUCUUGUCGGAUUAUGUAAUAAUAGGAGAAUUAUAAAAUUACAAGUUGGGAAAAUUGUCGUGGAUUUGCAUAGUAUUAGGAUUAUGACAAAAAUUUGACACGCGGGGUCGAAAAUCUGGUAAUUUUACUCAGAACUGUAUUUUCGGUCUGAAAUUACUGUAGACUUGAAAUUUUCUGACUGAAAUUCGAAUCUUAUACUUUAAUCAAUCUUUCGAUGUUUCUAAAUCACAAUCAAACUUUAAAUUUAACUAUUUUUCCUACGGAAAACUUCAAAACCCAGCAAAAACCUGAUACUUUUUUGUCUUUUUUGGCAACAAAUGGGAAGAAGAUCAUAAAAAUAACGAGUGCCGCGCAAUGUUAAAAAGAAAGGCAUGCGUUGCGCGGUAAAUAUUAACAAGAUAAUGUGUAGUUUCCCAUGACCUCCUCUUUUUCUCUGCUAACAUGCGCAACAAUGUUGUUUUUUAUAUGGUUAUCAGAGGAACAUCAAAUAGAUUAACAUUGAGGCUGGUGGGAAAGUUCUCUCAAGAAUAGUAAAAAAAAAGACAUUACAGUAGUUUCAUCUUAUCAUUUUUUCAGGUCCAGAAUGUACGGAACAAGGCGCGUGCUACUUCGACGAUGCAACAUGUCUCAACGGAGGAAAAUGCAAUGGAACGAAAUGUAUAUGUCCGGAUGGUUUGACUGGAUCGCGCUGUGAAGUUGACAUCGACGAAUGUUUGAAUGAUCCUUACCUCCGUCGAUGUAACGGUGGAAAGUGUUUCAACACGGUAUGUCGUGUUUUAUUUCUGUUUGGCGCCAAAAAGGUCCCGGCCAAGUCAUUCUCACCCCAAUUAUCUUUUUUUGUCUCGCUCUCUAAAUUAAAUCAAAUCAUCAUCAUCAUUUUCUUCUUCUUAACAUUUUCCCACAAACUACAGUACUCCGACCAGCCAGCUGGCCUUUUUUUCGAGGGGAAGAGGACGAAGAACAAAGAGAUUUGCCGAAAUGUGUAUUUGAAUAGGAAGAAAAAAAGUUUUGGCAACAUUUUUCGAAUUUAGCCUAUGGGAGUACUGUAGGGGGGAAAUUGGCUAGAGUACUGUAGUAAAACGAAAAGUUGAGAGUAUAAAUUGUAAAGUUUGAUAAAAAUUAGCUCGGUUUCUUUUAUCUGCAUAUUUUUCAGUGUUAGGAUAUUGUCGAUAUUUUAACCUCUAAAAUAUUUUUCUCAAUAAUUGUUAUUCUUCCCGUCAAACUACAGUAAUCCGAUAAUAUGUUGGUUUUUUGGAUUAGCCCACUAGUUCUGGCUAUUUUUUGUGUAUUCACGUGAAUGUAUGUUAUCUACAGUAAUCCUCCUAAAAUUUAGAGCUCAGACAUAAAUAAUAUCGCCUACAGUAAUCAUUUAAAAAAUGUUGAAACUUUUAUUUAGAGUCCCCGAAAAUAUUUGACUCGGCAGUUUUUUAAAGGAACACCAAAAACUAAAAGGUCAACAUCGCUAGGUGAAGCCGCGCAUACCAAAACAGACACUUUAAUACUCCUACUUUCAUUCCCUAUAUUCACUUUUCGAUGAAAAAAUUCUUCUAAACUUUUAGAUGAAAAAAUAUUUUUCUGUGGAAAAUUGAAAAAACUCAAAAUCAAAUUGCCACGCUUUUUGCGCUAAACAGCGGGAGAGCGGAAUGUCGUUGUUUUCUUUUUGUUUUUUUUGUUUUCGAAAAAUAUUUUUCGCGUUUUUCCGUUUUUUCUUUGUUUCUCAUAGUAAACGACGAUUUUAAGUAGUAAAUUCGAUAUUCUAGUUAUCAACAAAACGUAUUGAUUGCAGAUUGGAAGAACAUUCCUGGUGAAAUAAGUGAAUUUGGUUGGAAUCUCCGUUUUCAACCUGCAAUCGCGGAUUUCGAUCGUUUCUUCAACACAUCCUGUUGAUAUUCAAAAUAAAUAUGACAUCCACGAAUUUCGAGCACCUACAGUUGUUCUUGAAUGGUCGGAGUUCUGAUAAAUCCGUUUUUUUUAAACAAAUAAACCGGUUUUCAUCAAAUUUUAUUGAAAAAUGACAGAAAACAGAUUUUAAAAAAGUAAAUGUAUACAGUUAUUGCGAUCAGAACAUUGAUGAGCAGAAUCGUCGAGAAAGAAGUGUUUUGGGUGAGUUUGGUUUGCAAAAAAGACGACUUUUGAUCGAAACCGGCUUGAAAUCAUGAAAAUCCAUCAAAUCUCUCCAAUUCGCCUCGAUUCAUGACUAUUCACAGGGUCUUUCUUCUACUUUUACGGGUUUCUUGGAUUUUCCAGCAGUUUUUAUUCAUGUUUCACUUUGUCGAGCCUGAAAAACAGUGAUUUAUGAGAAUAAUCUGUAAUUUCUCAAAAUACUCACUUUUUGGCUGAAAAUCGACGAAAUUCCGCAUUCCUCCGUCAAAAACGUGAUCGAGACAGUUGGGAGAAGAAUUGCCAAUAUCAAUUUACUGAAAAAUAUAUGAAUUCAUCGUUGAAAAGUGAAAAACAAGCGAAAACUCCCGAAAAAACAAAAAAAUAAAAAAUAAUUUUUUUGUGUGCAUUCUGCCGUGACGGUGUUUGCACAUUUCGCUCUGAGUCCUCUGAGGAGGGAAUUCAAACGGUUUUUUUCCCAUUUUUUUCUUUUGGCGCAAACUUCACCAUUUUUUCAAUUUUUUUUUACUUGUUGCGAACAUUUGUAAAUUGACAUUGAUUAUUUCGAGUUCUGAAGUGUUUGUUCUGAUACGCUAGAGUGACUAUUAGCUUUUGGUGUUCCUUUAAAUUCUUAUCCUUUUUUCAGUUUGGCUCCUAUGAAUGCGAUUGCCCAGAAGGUUUUCUUCCACCAUAUUGCAACGUCAUUGGAACCCCAGAAGAAAUGCUUGACCCAGACUUCCAAUUUCCACCAGAUUGUGUAAUUGUCAACAACCAACAAGAACAAUGUUCAAAUUUCGGAGAAUGCCUGUUUGAUAACAAUGCAACACGUUGUGAAUGCCCGCAAGGUUUUCGAGGCGAAAUAUGCGAAAAUGACAUCGAUGAAUGCCGCGAAAUGCCUGGAAUUUGUCAGAACUCCGGAAAAUGUGAAAAUUUGUAUGGAGGAUUCUUAUGUCAUUGUGCAGAUGGAUUCUCUGGCGAAUUUUGCGAGGUUAAUUUCGAUGAUUGUUUGAACAACACGGCUUGUGGAGAAAACGGCAUCUGCCGCGAUGGAAACAAUCGAUUCACUUGUGAAUGUCGAAACAACACGAUGGGACAAUUUUGCCAGUUCUUGAACCCAUGCAAAACUGGUAUGGAUUUGUGUAAUUCUCAUGGAACUUGCACACCAUUGCCUGGAACUGGUGGAUUCACAUGUGAUUGCAAAUAUGGAUUCUAUGGAGAUUUUUGUGAAAUUGAUAUCGAUGAAUGUCAAACACGAGACAAACCAGAUGAUCCACUUUGUUAUCAUCAAGGAAAAUGUGUCAACACACCGGGAAGUUGGAAAUGUGAAUGUCGCCGCGGAUAUAAUGGAACAAAAUGCGAAAGAGCACUGAAUCUGUGUGAAAUCGAGAAUUUCGAAUGCGAAAACGGUGGCGAAUGUUGGAUGGCAUCAUCGGAUUGGAGAACAGAGCCCGUUUGUGUGUGCCCCGAAGGAUUCGUUGGAAAACAUUGUGAAAUACAGUGUCCCGGCGGAUAUGGAGGUUCGUCAUUUUUUGUUUCAAAAAUCAAAAAUCUUGACAUUUCACCCUUUUCUUGAUUUCAACUCACUAUCAGAGGUAUUAAAAUUUUGUUUCGCUUUAAUGAAAAUCAAUUUAUUCCAGGAGCAAAAUGCGUUUUGGAUCUCUCGCAACCAACUUGCGGUCGUGAAAUUGAACAAGUUUGUUACAAUGGUGGAAAAUGUAAUGAAUAUGGACAUUGUAAUUGUCAUCCAAAUUAUAUUGGAACCCAUUGCGAAAUGGAACGAGCAGAAGCAGAAAAAUUAGCCGGAUUGAAUUGUGCCCAAGAUCCAUGUUUGAACGCAGUGAAAUGUGUCAAUGUGACUGGAACAACUGAUGGAAUUGGAUAUUGGUGCAUUUGUAAGGAUGGAUAUGAGGGAGAUGUUUGCGAAAAGAAGAAAGGUGAGAAUUGGCUGGAUUUUAAGCCACAACUUUCUGAACCUGUUUUAAGUUGAGAUUUGAAAAAAAAGAUUUUGAAUUCUAGAUUACUGUGCCACAAAUCCUUGUUUCAAUGGUGCAACAUGCAACAAAAAGCCAAAUGGAUAUUCGUGCAAAUGCCCAGCCGAUUUCACUGGACCAAGAUGUGAAGAGAGAAAACCAUUCCGUUGUGCCGAAAAUACAUGUCAAAAUGGUGGAAUUUGUAACAAAGAUGCAAAAUGCGAGUGUCCGGAUAAUUAUUUCGGACCGAAUUGCAGCGAAAAAUUGAACGCCGAUGACUUCUACACAAAGGAUCGAUUGAUUCGCGAAAAAUGCGACGCCAGAAAUUGCACAAGCCGAGCUGCCGAUGGAAAUUGUGAUUUGGAUUGCAAUUUUGCCGCAUGCGAUUUCGAUGGAGGCGAUUGUUCAGGUCGACGAAAACCAUUUGCCAAUUGCAAGUAUGGAAACAUUUGUGCGAAUUUGUUUGGUGAUGGAAAAUGUCAUCAAUUUUGCAACAAUGAAGAUUGCCUUUGGGAUGGUUUGGAUUGCAUGGCAAAAGUAUCAAGAUGCGCAAGACAAGAGAAAUGUGCCAAACAGUUUGGAGAUGGAAAAUGCGACGAGGAAUGCAAUUCGGAAGAAUGCGGAUUCGAUGGAGGUGAUUGCGAAAAGGAGACAACCAAAAACACCACAGGAUUGCUGCAGGAUAUUCGAGUGAUCAUCCAAAUGACACCCGAAAAUUUCCGACAAAAUGGUGGUGCUUUCUUGCUGGAACUUGGUCAAACACUUCGUUCGAUCAUUCGAAUUCAACGAGAUUCGGAAGGACCGCUGGUUUUUGAGUGGAAAGAGUCGGAAGGAUUUGAGGGCGCGCGAGUCCAGAUGGAUACAGUGAGUUUUUUUAGGGUGGAAUCUGUCUGAAAGUUGAUCUUUCUUGAAAAAUUUAGCUGAAAAAGAAAUCAGUUUUCAAAAUUUGAAAUAUUUUUCAGAACAAACUCGAAGAACAACAACUUUUGGCGAAGGAAACUGCGCGAAGAUUCAGAAGAACAACAUUUGCUCAAAAUAACGAUGAUUCUGAAAAACUCGUCGCUGUUUAUCUCGAAAUCGAAAAGCCAACUGAAAAAUGUUUGUCUGACGGGUAUUGUAUGCGAUUCUCAAGUUCACAAAGCGUUGUUGAUUUUUUGGCUGCUGAAAUCGCACGAUCACAAACUUCGUUAUCAGGAAAAAUCCCAGUUUCCGAAGCAAUUGUUAUGAAACCAGGACAAGGCUCAAAGAAUUCCAACAGUUGGUUCAACUCCUCGCUCAUUCUUGUUAUCAUCGGAUUUAUCUUAUUGGGAAGCACUGUUGCUGGAGUGAUUGUUAUGAAUGGCGAUGAUAAAAGAAGCCGAAAGAGAAAGAUUAUCAGUGCCCCAAUUUGGAUGCCACCAACAGAACAAGAGGAGAAAUCGAGGAAAAAUGGAUCGCAAAACUCGUUGCUGCAAUUCUCAUCGACCAAUUAUUAUUCGGAAGCGAAACGCGUCAAAUUCGUGCCAGGAGCCAACAACAAUUUGGCAUAUUUCGAGCAUUUCCAACAGCCGAACACAAUGUCAAAACUUCACUUGUUAGCCGCUUCAUCGAUUGGAACACCGCAAGAAGAAGCAGAAAUCAUCAAUCAAGUCGAACUUGCGCUGGAGGCUGGAGAAAAUGUGAAUGCGCGAGAUUCUGAUGACAACACACCACUCAUUUUGGCCGUCAAAACCCGAAGAACCCGUCUGGCGAUUAUAUUGAUGAAGGCUGGAGCCGAUCCGACGAUCUUCAAUAGAAGCGAAAGGAGCGCAUUGCACGAGGCGGUUGUGAAUCUGGAUUUGAGAAUGGUGCAGAUCUUGUUGACGGACAAACGAAUGUGCCAGGUAAGGGAGUUUUUGUUCGGAAUUUGACAAAUCAAAUCAAUGAGAAUUUUGAAAAAAAACAACUUAAUGUUUGUUUUCAGGAAAUCGAUGAACUCGACAGAAAUGGCCGGACUGCGUUGAUGGAAAUAGCUCGUCUCGAUCAAGAUGUUCAAAUCGCCAAACUGUUGAUAUCAAAAGGAGCAAAGAUUGAGGCCGAUGGAGCCGCCCGAAAAGAUUCGGAAGUUUAUAAAGGACGCACUGCUCUUCAUUAUGCAUGUCUGUGCAACAACAUGAGAAUGGCCGAAUAUUUGAUCGGAUUGAACGCGAAUAAGGAUAAGCAGGAUGAGGCUGGACAAACACCGAUUAUGUUGGCAGCCAAAGAAGGACAUCUACACAUGGUUCGGUAUUUAAUUGGAUGUGGAGCGAGUUUGGAAUCGACUGAUUUGAUGGUGAGUUUUUUUGGGCUUCAGAUUUGUUAGAACUACCUAACUCCACCCUUCCUUGGCCGAGGCGUGCCUUCUCUUUUUUUUUUCCCUAAAAAUCUGACAAUUUUCCAGGAUAAUUCUGCUCGAAGAUUGGCCGAACAACACCAUCAUUACGAAAUCGUUGAGAUCAUCGAUCAAGGCAUCGUCGACAAGGAAUUUUCGGAUACUCAAAUCCGCCAAGCUCAAACCAACAAAAUCACCAAGGCAUCAAGACCAACCAUCAAAAGUGUGAAAAGAAAUGCGUCGCGAAAAAGUGGACCACCAACACCACAAAAUCAUCAACAACUUCAACAGCAUUUGAAUCUCAAUCAUCAGACACCCCAUUUGACACCGCCACCUUCUGAUGGUUCACCAUCACCGAUUCAGUAUUCGACAUCCUUGGUCAAUACAUCGUCAUCUGGCGCGUAUAAUCUGAGCAAUCCUGGAAGCAACAACACUUCAGUUGCCGGAAGUACCGGAAUGGUAUCAGAUGCGAGUAGUCCGGAAUAUCAACCACAAGAUUCAUCAGAUAUGGUGAGAGUUUUUGGGGUGAAAAUGUUAAAUGUUUGAAUAGUGUAAUCUCGGGUUUCCCAUUUUUUGAGAAUUUCAAAAUGUGUACCUUCUCUUGUAAUUUUAGCCCAUGUAUAAAACUGUAAAUAUAUAUAUAUAUUAAUGAAUUUUUUGAUUUUACGAAAAAAAUGAGUUUUUCCAAAUGAUUUCUAGGUCAAAAUUUAGGUGAAAAUUUAGAUUAAGUCCAAAAGGCUGCUACUAAUCAGACUCUAGGUUAUUAUUUGGAUUCCUAGGCCCCUUUCACAGAAACUUCCUAUCCCAGCCUAAUUUUCAUCCAUUUUCAGAGCAAUUUAUCAACUGGCGGCGGAACGUGGUACUCAACAUCACCACCAUAUCAUCACCCGCAAAAUGCUCCAUUUUAUCAGCCUGGAAUUUAUCCCGAUAAUAAUGCAUUCUAUUAUUAG